Molecule: messenger RNA, 1737 nt
Organism: Ascochyta rabiei
Lineage: Eukaryota; Fungi; Ascomycota; Dothideomycetes; Pleosporales; Didymellaceae
Exons: 1
Coding region: 1-1737 (578 amino acids)
Source: RefSeq, a predicted model, not a curated record
AUGAACGAUCUUACAGCAUCAGUAGGCCUGCGCAAAGACGGCCACACACCUCACCCAUGGAUCUUCCGCCGCACCUUCAGAUGCGGGCACCCAGAUGAGUUCAUUGAGGUUCGACGAGAUAGUGACAGUCAACAAGUGCAUAACGUUAUCACGUUUGAGGUAUUUCAAGAACACGGUCAAACUUGCAGUGAUGGGUUGGAAUACACAGUGGCGCGAUGUCUCAAAUGUGCAAGGAAAGUCAAAGAAGAGGACGAUGGAGACCUUAGGGUAUUGCUGGAGAGGAACUUGCAUUAUUACCAGGCACUAGCAUCGUCCAAAUCUGCCAGAAGAUCAGACACGCCCGGGAAUAAUGGGUUUGACAGUGUCUUGAAGAGGUACAGACUCCGCGGUGGCAAGAGUUUCGGUGGAACACCCCAUCCACGCAUUUUAGAGCAAGAGCACCAGGAGUUCCGCCUCGAAGUUCAAGAACAAGCUCGCAGUAGCGGCAAGGCGAUCGCAAUACCAUCGAGGAGGAUCUACAAUGCGCCAAUCCAGAAAGGUCGUAAGAUACUGUUGCAGAUACCCCGGAGAUACGUGUCUCAUAUGUCUGAAGGUGAAGACAAGAGCUUUUCCCAGCCGCAAAUCAGUACCGCGUUGGAGGGGAACUGUUACGAUGAGGUGGAGAGCAGCCUAAGCGAUGCGAUCUCACGCAAUCAGAAGGGCGAGACACUUUCCAGUGUUUCUGUCCAAAAAGAGGGGAACGAAGACAAGCACGUAAAAGACACAAUCAUCCGGAGAGCUGAGUUUACUCACGUCAAGAUCAUGCCUACCUCGGCGAGUAUCCACGAAGAUUCUGCGAUGAGAGUCAUCAAAGUAAGUCCCCUAAAGUCUGAACUUCCUAUGAAAUCGAAGAUUCCUACCAUGAAAGACUUCACUACGAAGAACGACGAAGACCUUCUUCCUAUUCGUACAACAAGAACUUCUUUACAAAACGAGCAAGCAUAUCCUCAUCAGUUUAUCACCGACUUUACCUUAUCGAGAAGGGAAUCUAUCCUCGUGGAGCAUUUGAUCGACCAGUAUGCGUCUCCUUUCGACGACGCGUCUGAUCCACAGCUUCUAGACCUGAGAGAUAAACACCUACGGUCUGCUCCUACUAUACCUAGCAAAAGGCCACUCAAUUUCAUGCACCGACGGGGUGAUGCUUCAACAAAAACAUGGAGUAAAUCCGAUUCGAUAUCGAAGAAUUUCCGCAAGCUUCGCUUAGAUCUUCAGCAUUCCUCCAAGGCUACAGAGAAAAAGGCGAAACCUGAAAGCGCAAGUCCAGACUGGGCAUGUCGAACGUCUCUGGCAAUCGAAGCCGGUAGGAUCUCGAUGGACAGCGUGAGCAUGCGGAGUCGAGAUCCGUCGUCGUCCAAACACAGGCCUCGACCGAUGCGCAGCCCCGACAAGACCAUAUCAGCAGAGCGGAAGACAACACGGGGUGUCAGACUCGGGGAGCCACGCGAUGUCUACUCCUCGCCUGCCACACGCUCUUCGGAGUACGGUCUAGCUCUGUCCAUGCUGGACAGACAUUCCGAAGGCGCGUGUCACGGCGCUGCUGACCGAUUGAGAGGGCUCGAAGGCAUGGAGAUUGCUCUGGGGAGACAGGCGUCUACGAGACGUGAUAGUGCGCAAGUAGCUUCGUCGAUGGACUUACAUAAGAGAUUGCCGGCUCUGCCUUUGUCACAGGGCGGCGAGAAGGAGGAAGGCGGUUUAUGA